CCCAACCAAAUAAAACUCGAGUUUGUUGACUCUCCUUCCUUCUCUUUUUAAUCAAUCAAAUAAACGAUUUUGCAGGAAAACCCUAAUUAAGAAUCUUGAGAUUGUGAAAUUAGGGCUAGAGUUGCAGAAAUCAAGCAGUCGAAGAUGACGCAAAAGGCGAACAUGUUCAAAGGUCAAUCGAAGAAGAAAGCCGUUCCUCCUAGUCGACAUGGCAAAGCUUCUCACAUUCGCAAAGGGAAGAGAGCAAUUAAGCCGUCGAAGCUCACCAAGGAAAUGGAUGAUAGUCGGGAUGUAAGCAAGUUCAUUAAUUACUGCAACGAAGUAAAAGCAGCCACAGUGGCUUGCAAAGAUGGCGGUCACCUUAGCAUUGUUAAAACAUCACAAGAACAAUCAGGCAGUAAGAAGGAAUAGGCGAACUAGCUUUGGCGAUGAUUCAUGAAACAAAAUCAUAAGGAUUGAAGAUCAUAGUCAUCAUACAACAUUGUAAAUGAAGUUUUGAGAGCUAGAUCAUAUCAUCAUACAACUCGGGCAAAAUAGCGUGUGUUAUUAUUUCCUUCUCGAUUCGACUCGCCUGCUACUUUCUCUAAUUCUCACUGCCAUCAUAUCUGGUGGUAAAAAGAACUCCUGAUUUUUGCCUUUUUGAUCAUCUAAAUUUUGUCGUUUGUUUUUGUUGUAAUGUACCUCUUAUUUUCUAAUCAUAAUUUAUACAAUUCCUUCAAAUUUUAGCA
Molecule: messenger RNA, 728 nt
Organism: Chenopodium quinoa (quinoa)
Lineage: Eukaryota; Viridiplantae; Streptophyta; Magnoliopsida; Caryophyllales; Amaranthaceae
Exons: 3
Coding region: 145-411 (88 amino acids)
Source: RefSeq, a predicted model, not a curated record